AUGUUGGGAACUGCGGAACUCAUAACUUUGCCAGCCGCUCCAGCUGCUUCAAGUGUGGUGCCUUCAAGGAUGAAUCCUCUAGUGGAUAUGAUGGUGACAUGUCUCGGGGAAGAGGUUUCGGGUUUGGCGGUGGCGGUGGCAGAGGCAGCCGCUCUAGCUGGAUGUCCGGGGACUGGAUUUGCACCAGGUCAGGGUGCAACGAGCACAACUUUGCUAGCAGGAUGGAGUGUUUCAAAUGCAAUGCACCAAGGGACUCUGGUAGCAGAUCUCCAUAUUAAAUCCCCAUGGAUUCUCCAUUUUUUGGGUACUACAGUCUAA
Molecule: messenger RNA, 318 nt
Organism: Ilex paraguariensis (yerba mate)
Lineage: Eukaryota; Viridiplantae; Streptophyta; Magnoliopsida; Aquifoliales; Aquifoliaceae
Source: the annotation of a GenBank genome assembly